GAGCUUUGAAAUGAUUGGAUCUGUAAACUUUUCUUGGGAUUCCUGCCCAUUUAAGCUGCGCCCACUUUCUGUAAAGAAGCCACAUUUGAGAUUUUCUCUUUCUCUCUCUUAGCUGAACUUUAGUCUGAGAAAAAUCCUUUCUCUGUGAAUUGGGGUUAUGAAAAUGUCGAGCUUCUGAGGUUAGAGUGACAGCGCUCAAAUGGGAAGAUCUUACAUUUUACUUGACCUAUUCUAAGAAAGGGGCGAAAAAGAAAAAGAAUGUGUAAUACAGAUGCCUUCUCACAGCAGGAAAGAAGCUCGACUUUACAGCAAACCUUGUUUGCCGAUAACGUGAAAAAUCCAAUGCUAUGGGAAGGAAAAACGAGCUUAUCGUCCCAAGACAAGCAAGAUGAUGAUGAUGAUUAUGAUGAUAAUGAGCUUGUCAAAUACAUGUCCAAGUUACCCGUUUUUCUCCAGCAUAUGGAGAAGCAAAGUAAUAUUCAAGAAAAGGCUCUGAAUUUUGGGGUGCUCGAUUGGAGGCGCCUGGAGAAGUGGAAAUAUAACGAGCGGAUGCCUUCUCGUAAAUACCCUCAAAAAGCAUCAUCAAGCAGUAAGACUCGAUUAAGUCAAGACCCUAGAAAGCAGUUAGUCUCCUCAAAUUUUUGUGAAAAGAGCUCGUUUAAUUCAAGAAAUCGAGCUGUGCCUCGUGUUUCGCAAUUUGAUUCGCCUAAUGAAGAAAGAAAUGUGCGUUAUCAUCAUAAGGGUGGUGAAAAAUAUGCCGAGCUUGUUGGAUUAAAUAAAGGAAAGGAAAUGAGAUGCUACCAAGAAUAUGAAAAUGGUAGACUUCAAGACAAUUUUCAUCACAGAGCAAAGUCUUACGAGGAUCCGAAAAAGGAGAUGAUGUCAAAAGAAGAAAAUUUGCUAAACAAUAGUUAUGCUCUGCUAGGGAACAGGGAAAUAAAACUUACACCCAAAUGCCAGCUGGAAUCGGAAAAUAUCGUGCUGUUAAAACCGGAUCACUUUCAAAGAGGUAGCUUCGAGAGCUCUCGGUUUACAGAACCUAGGAUAUCGCUCGAUGGAGAAUUCGCAGAAAUUGUGGGGCCCAGAUUAUCUGAUUUCUUUUGUCCCCAAGAGCUUAAGUCUAGUGAUUUUUCAGUUUCGAAUGCUCAUGACUCAUAUAAUAAUCCAUUGACUUCUGAAUCAAUUGAUGUAUCUGAAAGUAAAUAUUCGUUGGUGCAAGAAGAAAACGGUAUCCCAUCAUCUUUUCUUGAGUCUUCUGACAAAAAUCGAGCCGCAAUUGCUGAAAAUCGCCGGUUUAGCUUCCACCGGGGCAAGACAAGCAAAAGUCAUAGCUUCAAGGAUAACUCAGAAGUACCCCAUUUGAGCUCAGUGAGGCCCAAAACUUCAUUCGGCGCAAUUAACUUAAAAAAUGACCCAGCAAAUGGCUGCAGCCGAGCGAGGUCCAGCCCAUUAAGGAGAUUGCUGGACCCACUUCUGAAGCACAAAGAGGCCCACACAGCCGAGACUGUUUCAACGGGCUCCAAGGGCCCGUAUCAAGAUAUGAAGCCUGAGAGGCCGACUAAUUUACAGGCCCUUCUGCAGCUAACUUUGAAAAACGGGCUCCCUUUCUUUAAACUUGUGGUCAAUAGUAACAAUGACAUGCUAGCUGCUACAGUGAAGAGGCUACCUGCAUGUGGAAAGAGUGAUUCUUGCUUGAUUUACACAUUCUACUCUGUCCAAGAGAUUAAGAAAAAGGGCACGAGCUGGAUAAAUCAAGGUUCGAAGAGUAAAAGCUCUAAUCUUGGGUAUAAAAUUGUUGGUCAAAUGAAGAUUUCGAGCUCCGGCAAAAAAUGCAAUUUAAUAAGGGAAUGCGUACUUUACGGUGUUGAUGAUCGAGACGAGCAGGCACUUGAGAAUGAACCAAAAAAGGAACUUGCAGCUGUUAUUGUGGGAAAUCCGAGUAAAAUGGAGAAUAAAAACGAUAGGGGCGUUGUUGUAAUUCUUCCGGGUGGUGUUCAUGGCUUGCCGAUCAAAGGCACAUUCUCAUCGUUGAUUAGCAGAUGGAGAUUUGGUGGGUCGUGUGAUUGUGGAGGUUGGGAUGUUGGCUGUAAGCUGCGUGUACUUGUUGACUGUAAGAAGAGAAGCUCAAGCGAUAGUAUUGAUCAUGUCAAUCUUUAUGUGGAGGAUGGAGAAAAAGGGAACGGGCCCGUUUUCACGAUGAAACCAUUUAAAAACGGGUACUACUCGAUCGAGCUUGAUUCAUCGAUUUCCUUGCUUGAGGCAUUUGCCACAUGUGUGGCGAAAGUCACCUGUUUGAAAUUCCCCGACAUUACAGACAGCAAAGACCCGAAUCAAGAACAUUUUGCAGAGUCCAUAACUGGGUCAAGAACAUUAUCUCCUGCUGGAAGGAUUUAAAAAUGGGCAAGCAUUCGAAAGUUUGAUUUUUCGAGUGGCUGAAGCUGCAUUUAUAUCUCCAAGAGACUUGUGUUGUUGCCAACUCUUCAUCACGUAAAGAUGUUUGCUGUGCAGAAUAGUUAUGGGAUCUAUUGUAAUAUUCUUUGCAUCUGGCGAAUUUUUAGCUGUAAAUUAGAUUUUGUUGCAAUCAGUUUUGUCUGAGACCUAUUAUUAGUGUAUGAUGGUUAUAGCCUUCCAGAUAAUCGUAUUCUAAAGACAUCAAUCGACAGCAUAUGUUGUAGCCUUCCAAAUAGGGCUGCAAACGAAUCGAGCAGCUCGAGUUAGUGCUCGACUCAAGCUUGGUCAAACUCGAGCUCGAGCAAACAAGUCGAGCCUCGAGCAUCA
Striga asiatica is the source of this 2778-nucleotide messenger RNA. Lineage: Eukaryota; Viridiplantae; Streptophyta; Magnoliopsida; Lamiales; Orobanchaceae. The record is from the annotation of a GenBank genome assembly.